ACUAAAUGAACGGGAUUUGGGCGACACUGUCGCCUCCACAUCCGUUUCGCUCGCGUUCAAUUAAUUUAAACACUAAAAGCCAGAGUUCGUCUUGUAGCAUUUUCUUGAUCCAUGAUGCAGAUGCAUCCCAUUUCAUCCUAUUCGAUCCAACCGGUGAUUUCGCUCGUAAGAGCAGACCAGAGUUAUGGAUUUGGCUUGUCAAAAUUUUGAUUUUAAUGCUAAAUAUUUGCUUGGUCAGUUAAAUACAGCGAGAAAAGAAAUUAAUAACUUAAGGCAACAAAUAAAAACUCUCCGUUAUAUACAUGAGAAAGAUGUUGAUACUAUAAAGCGUCUUUUAGAAUCAUAUAGAAAUGGAGUACCAAUAUCUUCUGAAGCAAAAGUCAUAUCUUUAGAUGAUGUAAAACCUAGCACCAGUGCAGAUGACGAUACUAUAAAAUUAAAACCAAUUGGAAUAAUAUCUACUUGGUUUCCUAGUAAACGUGGUACUCCUAGACAGACAGGAAUUUGUGGGAAAGUACCUGGAAAGUUACUAUUAUAUAAUUCUAUUUACACUAAUCCUGAUCAUGCUCUUGAAGGGUUACAAGAUUUUUCGCACAUGUGGGUUUUAUUCUAUUUCCAUAGAAAUGAUUCAACGCAUGUUCGGGCUAAAGUUGCACCACCAAGACUAAAUGGUACAAAAACUGGUGUGUUUUCAACAAGAUCUCCUCAUCGUCCAUGUCCCAUUGGUUUAAGUUUAGUGAAGAUCACAAGAGUAGAAAAUCAUACGAUUUACUUUGAAGGUGUGGACAUGGUUGAUCAGUCACCUGUGUUGGAUAUAAAACCUUAUAUACCGCAAUAUGACAGUCCCGUCUUUUUUGAAAAAUUAAGUAGCACUCCACAAGAAUCUAACAUAGAUAAUACAUAUGGGUGUAUAGAAGAGGAUACUAAUUUAAGCAGAAGUCAAACAUUUAAUGCUAACAUUCAUCUUGCACAUGAAACAAGAAGACUACUUUCAGAUUCUUAUUAUAGAAAGAAUACUAAUGAAACAAAUCAAGAGGCAGAUGUUUCUAGAGAUGAAGAAAUUGCUUUAAGAUUACAAGCAGAGGAGUUCCAAAGGAAUUCCAACUUUGAAAAUUAUAAUAGUAUGAGACAUUUUUCUGAAUUAAGCGAUAUUAACUUACACAGUAAUGGCAUGUUACAACAUAAUGUAGAUGUAACUGGUAUACACAGAACAUAUCAUACUUUAUCCGAUGUUUCAGCCGAUGCAAGAACAAAUAUGAACAUAUCCUCUGAACAGAAUGUACUAUCCUCAAACUUAGAACAACAAUCAGAAAGUUUAGCAAACAUAAGUAAUAGGUUACAAAAUACUAGUAUAAGUAGUCGUACUAACAUUGAGUCAACAUAUACAUCAAGAAGUAUGGGGUCAAAUUACAUAGAAGCACAUGCUUCUCGUUCUAGACUUUUAGAUGGAGCAGAUGGGCCAAGUACCGUGUGUGGUACUGAUUUAGAUUUAAUUAAUAGACGUUCGUUAAAUGCACGAAUUGAUAAUUCACCUAUAAGAAUGGGAAUACGGGAAGCUCCUGAUGGAGAAGAGGGUUUAGAAUCACAAACACUUGUCCCUUCACAGAGUUUACCAAGUGUUGAAGCAACAAGAACUACAUCAAGUAAUAAUUUACUGGACUCUACAGAUACAAAUUCAGCUAUACCUUCUGAACCAAGGAACUUUGAAAUUAGGGAAACAGAAGCUAACUAUUCUGCGGAAGUAAGAAUUCCAGAAUGGAUAUCAAGACCUCGUACGCCUUUAUGCGUGAUAUUUAAUGAUCGAGCUCUGAUUCAAUUAAAUGAAAUUUUAGGAACUAAAAUUAAUGACCAAAAGAUAGCAAUUGAAAAUGUACUUCGUGAAGAUCCUAGAUCUGUGUAUUUGCGACAAAGAUGGGGUAGUCAAUUUUACACUUUCUUAAUUCACGAUUUACAUAUUACUUGUAGGUUCGACGAUAACAGAGGUGUUGUUACAGUUUUCCAAAUUAGACACGCAGGACGGAUUUGUGAAUGUGGAGAACCUGAAUGGCAAUGUUUAGGUCAUUCUCCGCCCCCGUCUUAAUAUGUUUAUCUAUGUAUGUGCAAUAUAUAUGUAAUGUAUGCAUGUAUAUUAUUGGUAAUUUUAGCUAAUUGUACCCAUAAAUUUAUUAAUAAUAUUGUAAGAAAUGCGAAUUCUUAAUUUAUAAAGCUACAGGGUGUUUUAUAUUACAUCAGAUAAUCAUCAUUCCAUAAUCGUUAAUCAAGAAUUUUGAUUGUUGUCAAAUGGAAACGAAAUUUUGUUCAAAUUAGUUGGUUUACUAUUAAAGUAUGUAUUUAUAUUGUCAUAUUAAGCAACACGUAAUUUAAUUUGUCUUAUAAAUCAUUUGUUUAUUACUGACAUUACUGAAUGAAAUUGUAAUAUUCAUUGCUUUUAACACAAUAAGAAACUAGUCUUAAACUUUCUGUAAAUUUAAUGAACUAAUUACUAAAAUCUUGCCAAUUAUAUUGUAUAAAAUAGAUAACAGUUCUUUCUUUUUAUUAUAUAGAGUAUUUAUUGUUUUUUUUGCCAACUUUUCUAUUAUGUAACAAUUUAUUAUAAUAAGAAUGUUCCUAUACGUUUAAUGCAUUUAAUUAAAUAUUACAAACUUUCGCACAAAAAAAGUAAGAUAGGCAGUAAGAAUGUAACUUCCAACAUUUAUUCGUUGAUAAAAAAUGUUUCGUCCAAGAUACUACAAUUUUAUUUCCACAGCAGAAUUUAUUAAGUAAAAAUAUAAAUAUACAAUACACGAUUCAAGUAUACAUUCGUAUCGUUGAAUCUGCACCGGCUGAAAAUACCCAUGGUUGAAUAGGGUGGAACAUUACAUCCAAAAUACCAAAAUCAUUGUAAGGUAUGUGAUCGCAUAAUCGUUUUAGCGGUACGAUCAAUGGAUUUUGCAGUAAAUCACUAAAAUGUAUAUUGAAAUAAAUAAUAUAUGGUCAAUAA
Messenger RNA from Nomia melanderi (Alkali bee), 2980 nucleotides. RefSeq lists its product as uncharacterized. Lineage: Eukaryota; Metazoa; Arthropoda; Insecta; Hymenoptera; Halictidae. The record is from RefSeq and is a predicted model, not a curated record.